AUGUCCGAAGAUACGUCGGCUAAUCGCAAUGUCGAAAUGUGGAAGAUCAAGAAGCUCAUCAAGAGUUUAGAAAUGGCAAGAGGCAAUGGAACAUCAAUGAUAUCCCUGAUCAUACCGCCCAAGGAUCAGGUAUCGCGGGUAUCCAAGAUGCUGGCAGAUGAGUUUGGUACGGCCUCGAAUAUCAAGUCACGUGUUAAUCGUUUGUCUGUACUUGGGGCAAUCACCUCAGUACAGCACCGGCUUAAACUCUACACUAAAGUUCCGCCGAAUGGCUUGGUGAUUUACUGCGGCACCAUCGUCACCGAUGAGGGCAAAGAGAAGAAGGUGAACAUUGAUUUUGAGCCCUUCAAGCCAAUCAACACCUCACUGUAUUUGUGCGAUAACAAGUUCCACACAGAGGCCCUCACAGCUCUUUUGGCCGAUGACAACAAGUUCGCUUUCAUCGUGAUGGAUGGUAACGGAGCCCUGUUUGGCACCCUGCAAGGAAACGCUAAAGAGGUCCUUCACAAAUUCAGUGUUGAUUUACCAAAGAAGCAUGGCAGGGGUGGGCAGUCAGCACUUCGUUUCGCCCGCCUUAGAAUGGAGAAGCGCCAUAACUACGUACGAAAAGUGGCCGAGGUGGCCACGCAACUGUUUAUCAGUUCCGAUAAACCAAAUGUGGCUGGCAUAAUCCUUGCCGGAUCAGCAGAUUUCAAGACUGAGCUGUCUCAAUCCGACAUGUUUGACCCCCGCCUCCAAUCGAAAAUCAUCAAGCUGGUGGACGUAUCCUACGGUGGGGACAAUGGCUUUAAUCAGGCCAUAGAGCUUGCAUCCGAACCAUUGCAGAACGUCAAGUUCAUACAAGAGAAGAAGCUAAUUGGCCGCUACUUCGAGGAGAUCGCACAGGACACCGGUAAAUUCUGUUUCGGCGUGGACGAUACCUUGCGCGCCCUGGAACUCGGCGCCGUUGAGACCCUUAUCUGCUGGGAGAACCUCGACAUUCAGAGAUACGUGCUGAAAUCACACUCGAAGGAAGAGACCAUCCUGCAUCUGACGCCGGAACAGGGGAAGGACAAAACCCAUUUCACAGAUAAAGAUAGCGGUUUUGAGCUCGAGCUGGCGGAGUGUCAGCCAUUGCUUGAGUGGCUCGCGAACAACUACAAGUCGUUUGGUGCAACGCUGGAGAUCAUAACGGACAAGAGCCAAGAGGGCAGGCAGUUUGUGAGGGGAUUUGGGGGCAUUGGCGAGAGCUACAGUUGGUCGGUGGGUACCGAGGGCUUUCUGCGGGAGCGAGAGCGAAACAGAGGAUACGAGUCGUGCAGCAGCGUUAACAUGGCCAUCCAAGUCGCC
This is a messenger RNA of Iphiclides podalirius (scarce swallowtail), 1329 nucleotides long. The record is from the annotation of a GenBank genome assembly. NCBI's taxonomy places the organism in Eukaryota, Metazoa, Arthropoda, Insecta, Lepidoptera, Papilionidae.